Molecule: messenger RNA, 2454 nt
Organism: Humulus lupulus (European hop)
Lineage: Eukaryota; Viridiplantae; Streptophyta; Magnoliopsida; Rosales; Cannabaceae
Product: F-box/LRR-repeat MAX2 homolog A
Exons: 1
Coding region: 216-2333 (705 amino acids)
Biological process (GO): SCF-dependent proteasomal ubiquitin-dependent protein catabolic process
Cellular component (GO): SCF ubiquitin ligase complex
Molecular function (GO): protein binding
Source: RefSeq, a predicted model, not a curated record
UCACACCACCUAAGUUAAGUUAAGUACUCUCUCUCUCUCUCUCCCCCAAAACCUCACCCCAAACCAAAAAUCUCCCAGAAAUAUCAUCAGAAAAUUUAAUCCAAAGGAACAGAGGAAAAUUUAAAAAAAAAAAAAAAUACACAUAUGUAAAUAGCAGAAGCCAUUACCUUCCGAGGCGAGUCUUAGCCACGGCAGCGUCAAGCGCGUCGCCGAGAAUGGCGAUAAUCCCCGUCGCCGCCACAAUCAACGACUUACCGGAGGUUAUUCUUUCUGUUAUCUUCUCCUUCCUUUCUGACGUCCGGAGCCGUAACCGUCUCUCCUUAGUCUGCCGAAGAUUCCGGGCAUUGGAAAGAGCCACGCGCACCUCCCUCGCCCUCCGUGGCAACGCGCGCGACCUUCACCUGAUACCCCGCUGCUUCGGCUCCGUCACCCACCUCGAUCUCUCCCUCCUCUCGCCGUGGGGCCACGCGUUGCUUUCCCCCGCCGCUUCCUCCCUCGACCCUAAUCUGCUGGCGCGUCGCCUGCGAGUGGCGUUCCCCUUGGUGACAUCGCUCGUCGUCUACGCGCGAUCGGCGAGAUCGCUACAGGUACUGGCACCUCAAUGGCCUGGAUUGCGCCACGUAAAGCUGGUCCGGUGGCAUCAACGGCCACAGUCGCAGCCCGCAGGCGACGACUUCUUCCCGUUAUUUGAGCAUUGCCAUUCGCUAUCGACGUUGGACUUGUCGGAAUUCUAUUACUGGACGGAGGACCUACCUCCGGUUCUCCAAGCCUCUCCCGGCCUAGCCAAAUCCCUCACCAAGCUAGAUCUUCUGACGACGUCGUUUACAGAAGGAUUCAAGGAUGACGAGAUUCGUACGAUCACAGAGGCUUGUCCUAACCUCAAACAGUUCCUCGUUGCCUGCAGGUUCGAUCCCAGGCUGAUUGGCUUCGUCGGCGAUGAGGUUCUGCUCGCCAUAGCCGCCAAUUGUCCCAAACUAACACUUCUCCAUGUGGCAGAUACGUCGUCGUUUUGGAACACGCGUGGCGAUCCCGAGGACAAUGGGUUUACCGCUGAGGACGCCAGAAUUAGCCGCGCCGGCUUGAUUGAUUUCUUCUCGGGGCUUCAAUUUUUGGAGGAGUUGGUUCUGGAUGUUUGCCAGAAUGUCAGGGACAGUGGAUUGGCUCUGGAAGUGCUUGCUCGGAGAUGCCCUAAGUUAAGGGCUCUGAAGCUCGGCCAAUUCCAUGGGUUGUGCGCAGCGGUCGGAUCGCAGCUGGACGGAAUUGCGCUUUGCCAAGGGCUUGAGUCGCUGUCGAUCAAGAAUUCAGCGGACUUGACGGACAUGGGGCUAAUAGAGAUCGCUAGAGGUUGUUGUAGGCUGAGGAAGCUUCAUAUCUAUGGGUGCAAGGGGAUUACAGUAAAAGGGUUGAGAACACUGGCUUGUUUGCUCCAUCGAACUCUCGUUGACGUUUCGAUCUCCUGUUGUAAAAACCUGGACGCGAAAGCGUCGUUGCAAGCUCUGGAGCCUAUUUGCGAACGGAUUCAGCGGCUCCACAUCGAUUGCGUCUGGGGAAAUUUGGACGAUUCUGGCGGAGGGUAUCAUAAUUUUGAUAUGAUAGACUCCAUCGAACAUGAUAAUGACAUUGACGAAGACGAGUACGAGUACGAGCGGAGAAGCCGGAAGAAAUACAAGUUCGAUUUCGACGCCAUGGCCAAUACCUCCUACGACGGCGUUGGGCUUUGGAGCAGCAAGAGCUGGGAUCGUCUGGAGUAUCUCUCUCUAUGGAUCGCCGUGGGAGAGCUACUAUCGCCGCUAACAAUGGCAGGUCUGGAGGAUUGUCCAAACUUGGAGGAGAUUAGGAUAAAGAUUGAGGGAGAUUGCCGGAGGAGAUCCAAACCAAUGGAGCGAGAAUUUGGGUUGAGCUCCCUCACGAUUUAUCCAAAGCUGACGAAAAUGGUUUUGGAUUGUAAGGACACCAUAGGCUAUGUGCUGACGGCGCCGGCUGGACAAAUGGAUCUAAGCCUUUGGGAGAGGUUUUUUCUUAAUGGGAUUGGGAUUUUGAGCCUUGACGAGCUUGAUUACUGGCCGCCGCAGGACCAGGACGUGAACCAGCGCAGCCUGUCGUUGCCGGCGGCUGGGUUGAUGUCUGAGUGCAUCACGUUGAGGAAGCUGUUCAUCCAUGGAACGGCCCAUGAGCAUUUCAUGAAUUUCUUCCUACCGAUGCCAAACCGCAGGGAUGUGCAGCUUAGAGGUACUUACUAUCCUGCGCCGGAAAACGAUACCAGUACGGAGAUGAGGGUCGAUUCUUGUUGUCGUUUUGAAGAUGCACUGAAUAGUCGUCGCAUUGAUGAUUGACAGAGAAAACACUAAUAACAAAUCCUUCAUUGAAAGUUUUGCGGGAAAAGUAAUGAAUGUACAAUGUAAUCAAAUUUUGAGUAUUUUCACAAUGAGAGAUUUUUUUUCUCUCUUCUUUUUU